AAAGAGCAUUCUCAGCGAAAACAUAUUAGACACACGUAAGAGAGAUGGUUCUUAUUGGUAUAGUUAAUAUUUGACUGAGAUAACUCUGGCGCGACCGAGAUAAAAUAUUUCGCUCGUAAACAGAACAUAGUACUGUAAUGAACAGUGCGUUACAAGAUAGCAUGCGUAUUACGACAUUAAAUUAGCGAUUUCUUAGUAGGGACUGAAACCGAUAUGACUUCGAUGAGUUUAUUUUUUCAUAUCGUAUAUGUAAAAAAAUAAAUUUUGCAACAAUUGUCGCGUUUUUACUGUCGCGGAAAAUAUGCAUUACUUUUGCGUAACUGUAGAGCCAAAAUUUGAUCUUAUCAAAUUUGAUCUCUUCAAAGUUUCGUGUUCUCUUAUGUUUUAUAAGCUGCCAGUUUCAAUUUUUGUUUUUUAACCAGUGCAAAACAAAACACAUUUUUAUCGCUCAUUGUCAGGCGAAUAUUCGCGCACAACGCCCGAAGCUGGGGAGAUCUGGUCGCUUAAUUGAGUGUCAGAGCGUGCACGAAUUACCGGCCAAUCGACGAAGUCAAUUUUCCGUUUGAAACUUGCUGUUCUUCGCAGUCCGGAUCGCGCCGUGCGGCAAACAAGUGCUACCUUUGCCCUAUACCUGUAGGAUCAGCAUCCUGUGGAGUAUCGUGAGAGGUACUUUCCGAAUAAUGGGAGAAUGCAUCGCCGUAGCAUCCACCUCAGCGAGUUGCGUCUAUAGGAGUGACUAAUACCAUUGACGGACGGUUGAUAUUAUUGAUUUCGAGUAUCUAAGGGCUCGGUCUAACAGUUGCGAAGUGGCACCUUCGUGGAUCAAGAGUUCUGUGAUGGAUGUUCACGAGCGUUUGAUGAUUCAUUCGCCUACCUGAGUCGAGAAGUCUCCGUGCGGGAAGCAGCGCGACAGUGUGUUGAUCCGAUGAUAAGAGGGGUAACAGACACCAAACAUGACCCCGUUCUUUGAGAAUGACUCAAAGCCGCUUGUCGGCGAUAAUUACGUGUUAAACAUUCUGAACUAUAUUAACGAUCUGAACGACUCGUACAACACCGAGCACAUAAAGUGCUUGGAAUUUCAUCUGAACCAAAACAAAUCGCAGGAGCAGCAGGAAUGCGAAGUGAACUGGGACAAAAUACUGUGCUGGCCGGAAACGUCUCCCAACACCUUGGCCACGAUACCCUGCUUCAAUGAAUUCAACGGAAUACUUUACGACAACACCCAAAACGCAAGUCGGUGGUGUUGGUCCAAUGGGACAUGGGACAAUUAUUCCAAUUACUCCCUGUGCCACCCUAUGCAAUUGCCCGGGGCUAUUGAGUCCGGGGUCGAAAUCACGACUACAUUAUAUUUCAUCGGUUACAGCCUCUCCUUAUUUACCCUGAUAGUAGCGGUCUGCAUAUUCAUUUAUUACAAAGAACUACGGUGCCUCAGAAACAACAUACACACGAAUCUAAUGGUGUCGUAUAUCCUGACUGACUUGACAUGGAUCUUAACUACUGUGAUGCAGGUGUCCAUGCAACCAAACAUCCCAACCUGCGUGACACUUUUCUCGCUUGUUCACUAUUUUCAUUUAACGAACUUUUUCUGGAUGUUCGUCGAAGGUCUGUAUUUGUAUCUGUUGGUCGUGAAAACCUUCGCCGGCGACAAUAUCAAGCUGAGGCUUUAUAUGGCGAUAGGCUGGGGUGUUCCGGUGCUCGUGAUAGCCGUGUGGGCAAUCGCCAAGUUGCUGGGUCAGAGCGUUAUGAAUCAGGCCAACCAGGAAGAGGCACUCUGGAAGCAUUGUCCUUGGAUGACACCACACCCAUAUGAUUGGUUUUAUCAAGCACCAGCUAUAAUAGUUCUUGUAGUUAACAUGGCCUUCCUUUUCAUGAUUAUGUGGGUGCUGAUAACAAAGUUGUGGUCGGCCAACAACGUGGAGACGCAGCAAUAUCGGAAAGCCAGUAAAGCUCUCUUGGUGUUAAUACCACUUCUAGGAGUGACGUACGUGCUGGUCAUAGCGGGGCCUACGAAAGGUCAAGUCGCGAAUGCGUUCAGCUAUGUACGCGCAGUAUUGCUUUCUUUGCAGGGCUUCCUCGUGGCGUUGUUUUACUGCUUCCUCAAUACCGAAGUGCAGAAUGCCGUGAGGCAUCAUUUCGCACGAUGGAGCACCGCGCGAAACCUCGGCAAUCGCCGAGGAAGAUAUUAUAACAAUUGGUCGCCCCGUUCAAGAACGGAGAGUAUAAGGUUGUACUGUCAACCGUCAAAUCCGUACCAAAAACGGGAAUCCACUGUAAGUGAAACUACCACUACGACAGUGAUAGGCGUGAAUUCCACCACGACGUUCUUUGACAAAUCCAAGAAGAUUAUUUCGGAGGAUCUCAACGAGUAAGACAGAGCUUGCAAGAGGAAUUUCAAUAUGGGACGAAUCUCGUUGUAUCGCAUCAUCUGUGAUAAAAGCUAUGUUUUUCACAGAUGCAGCUAUAUGAAAAUUGCUGUAAUUCGCCGCAUUUUCUUCGAAAUGUUCGCGUAAGCAUCUUCAGAUGAAAAUAAGGAAAAUAAACAUAAGGAAAUAAUAAUCCACGAACAAUGACAUUAAUUUAUUUAAAAAUGAUAUCUUCAACAUAUCUUCGAUAUUUUAAUACCAUUAUUAAAGUUCCUGUUUCCUCAUUGUAGUCUAGAAAUAGUCAAUGUGGAAAAAUCAAUAUUGUUGAAGACUCGUAUAUCUUUGGUUCGUGGAUUAAUAAGAAAACAAAAGGUAAAAAGAAUUAUAUAUAAUCUUAGAAUCUCAAUUAUAUAACUCCGAAAAAAUAGGGGAGUUAAAAAAAUAGACGGAAAUUUCUUUUGUAAAAAAAUUGAAUUUUAAAUUGCAAAACAUAAAUAUUACUUACUAUUAUUAUAAUUAUUUUUGUUAUGUUAUUUUAUGAGUUAUUUUAUUAAAGAUUUCUCUAUCAAAUUGUAAGAUUUUUGUAUGUAGAUUUAUGUUAGGUAAUCACGCCUACAUGAGCAAAAGAACCAAUUAAUUCUCUCUCUCCUUCUCUCCUUUUCAUUUAAAAUUGUAAAUAAAUUUCUCAUUAGCAAGAGACUAAGACUGUCAAAGAAAAGAACAUUACGUGCUAUAAUAAAAUAUUAAAAACAGUAUAAUAGACAAGAUAAUACAUAAAUUGCUGUUAUGAGUAUAAGAUAGCAAUUAUUCGAACAAUUGGGAGACAGCUUAAAUGCAAUAAAUUGGUACAUACUGUUAUCGAUAAUUCCGAAUAUGCAUUACACUUUCAAAGAAAUAUAUAUGUAUAAAUUAUAUGAAAACCCGUAGAGCCUACAACGAAAACGAAAAUAAAUGUUUAUUACACGAAUUGUAACAAGAUAUCUAUGUGUUUUUCAAGUGCGAAGCGCACAGUUAUAUGUAUUUUGUAUGUAUGUAUGUGUAUGUAUUGUAUAUAUGUAGUUAUAUAUAUAUAUAUAUAUAUAUAUAUAUUGUUCUUCAAAAAGUAAUAUUUAUAUAUAAAACUACACGGAUAAUUGUGAACAUUUUGUUAUAUGCUUCUUAAAUUUAGAAAUUUUAAUUAUUGCAGUGUGAGAUGUGGUAAACGUCGCAAAUAAAUAUACACAUUUUUACAUAAUUGUAAUGUUCAGCUUUUAAAGCUUGCUGUAAUGGUUGAAAACAUGGUGGAAAAUAAGAAAAAUUGGAAAAGUUGUAAUAUUUAUUAAAGUAAAUAAAAUGUUUCAAUGAAUAUUAUAUAUUUUCUAAAUGUUUAAAUUUUUUUAUAUCUAUAUGUAAUUAAGUAUAACAUUUUUUGAAAAGAAAAAGAUGGAACACACAUGGUUCGUAUCAAAAUGUGCAUCUCUGAAACUGCAUCUUGUAUCAUUACAUUACGAAUUUUAUUUUCUCCUGCACAUAUUUUAAAUAAAUCAAUAUUUUUCACACGAUAAAAGUAUAGAAUAAGCUAACAUACAAAUUUUUGUUAAGCUCCACAAAACAUUUGCCAAUACAUUUUGUACAUACAUAUACAUAUAUAUAUACUAUAGUAUAUAAAUUAACAUGCGAAAUUGAAGGGUAUAUUAUUCGUAUACGCUUCACUACAGAUUUUUGGACAAUUUGAUAUUUCAUGUUAAUAUAUAUAAAAUUCGAUUUUAAAAGUGCUAAAGAAUGUCCUAAAUUCUUGGUUUCACAUCUUAUACGUAUAAACAGUUCUAAUGUAUGCAAUUGUCACCUGAAUAGGUAUUCUGCUAUGUACAGAAAAAUAAAUCCCACUGCUUCAUGUGUUUGUUUACAAAAAUUCUUGUACUAAAAUUCUCUUUAUAUAAACCUUAGUUUCCCGAAAUCAUUGUUUCUCUCACACGGUAUGAAAUACAUAAAUUUUGUAGCAUAAAUUCAUCGCACUUGCGUAUAAAACAGUUAUUCGAUCCCCUAUUUUUGAUCCUAGAAUACUAAGAGAGAACGAAUAAAGUAUAAAUACAUUUUAAAGAGUGUUAAAUCACACAGAAACAUGUGGCUAUAAUUUUGAAUUUAUUUCCCAAUGAUUUAAUAUUUCUAUGUUAACAUAUAAAAUAUAAAUUUUAAAAA
Molecule: messenger RNA, 4541 nt
Organism: Linepithema humile (Argentine ant)
Lineage: Eukaryota; Metazoa; Arthropoda; Insecta; Hymenoptera; Formicidae
Gene: Dh44-R1
Product: diuretic hormone receptor-like
Biological process (GO): cell surface receptor signaling pathway; adenylate cyclase-modulating G protein-coupled receptor signaling pathway
Cellular component (GO): plasma membrane
Molecular function (GO): diuretic hormone receptor activity; G protein-coupled peptide receptor activity; peptide hormone binding
Source: RefSeq, a predicted model, not a curated record